AAUCUUCUCGGAUUAGUAACAUUGGAUUUCAGAAUCAUGGUGAUUCCUGUCAUCAAUGAGCUCGGUCAAGAAUCAAAGAAUCGGAACAAAGUGGUGGAAGAGAUUGUGAAAUUAGAGAGAAAGAUAUUCCCCAAACAUGAAUCACUCGCGAAGUCAUUCAACGAGGAGCUAAGAAAGAGGAAUUGUGGAUUGCUCUAUUCGGAGGUAGCCGGAGAAGUUGCAGGCUACAUCAUGUAUUCAUGGCCUUCUUCCUUGUUUGCUUCCAUUACCAAGCUUGCAGUGAGGGAGAAUUGCCGAAGGCAAGGCCAUGGAGAAGCACUGAUGAAAGCAGCAAUUGAGAAAUGCAGAACCAGGAAGAUCCAGCGUUUGACGCUUCACGUUGAUCCUUCGAGGACAGCUGCCCUUGCUCUCUAUCGCAAAUUAGGUUUUGAAAUCGAUAAACUGAUUGAAGGUUAUUAUUCUUCCGAUCGACAUGCUUACAGAAUGUAUUUGGACUUCAACAACGAUUAAUGCAAUAUG
This is a messenger RNA of Telopea speciosissima, 519 nucleotides long. RefSeq names its product putative [ribosomal protein S18]-alanine N-acetyltransferase. NCBI's taxonomy places the organism in Eukaryota, Viridiplantae, Streptophyta, Magnoliopsida, Proteales, Proteaceae. The record is from RefSeq and is a predicted model, not a curated record. Gene Ontology annotation, molecular function: acyltransferase activity, transferring groups other than amino-acyl groups. The coding region runs from base 37 to 510 and encodes 157 amino acids. The transcript has 2 exons.